AUGUGGGAGCAGGAGGAUAAAAGAAAGCGAGAUCGGGAUCGGGCUGAGAGUGAGGCAGAAAAAGAACUUCAGUGUCAGACUCCUAUAAGACUAGAAUUGCCCCCGGAGAAGCCUCUAACUAGUUCACUGUCUAAGCAAGAAGAAGUAGAACAAACACCCCUUCAAGAGGCUUUGAAUCAACUGAUGAGGCAAUUACAAAGAAAGGACCCAAGUGCUUUCUUUUCAUUUCCUGUGACUGAUUUUAUUGCUCCUGGCUACUCUAUGAUCAUUAAACACCCAAUGGAUUUUAGUACUAUGAAAGAGAAGAUCAAGAACAAUGACUACCAAUCUAUAGAAGAACUGAAGGAGAACUUCAAACUGAUGUGUAGCAAUGCAAUGAUUUACAAUAAACCAGAAACCAUUUAUUAUAAAGCUGCAAAGAAGCUACUCCAUUCAGGAAUGAAAAUUCUUAGUCAGGAAAGAAUUCAAAGCCUGAAACAGAGUAUAGACUUCAUGGCCGACUUGCAGAAGACUCGGAAGCAGAAAGACAAGAUGGAAAUACAACAGAGUGGGGAAGACAAUGGCUAUCUACUAAAAGAUAAAGAUGAUUCUUUGGACAAUGAUAUUAAAGUUUUCAAAAGUCCAAAUAAGGAAAAUAAAAAGAAAGACAAAGAUAUGCUUGAAGAUAAAUUUAAAAACAAUAACUUAGAAAGGGAACAAGAGCAAAUUGACCGCAUUGUUAAAGAAUCUGGGGGAAAGUUGACCAGAAGGCUUAUAAAUAGUCAGUGUGAGUUUGAAAGAAGAAAACCAGAUGGAACCACAACAUUAGGACUUCUUAAUCCUGUGGACCCUAUUGCAGGAGAACCUGGCUAUUGUCCUGUAAGAUUGGGAAUGACAACUGGAAGACUUCAGUCUGGAGUCAAUACACUGCAGGGCUUCAAAGAGGACAAAAGGAAUAAAGUUACUCCAGUGUUAUACUUGAAUUAUGGACCCUACAGUUCUUAUGCACCCAACUAUGAUUCUACAUUUGCAAAUAUCAGCAAGGAUGAUUCUGAUUUAAUCUACACAACUUAUGGGGAAGAUUCUAAUCUUUCAGGUGGUUUCAGUAUCCAUGAGUUUUUGGCCACAUCACAAGAUUAUCCGUAUGUUAUGGCAGAUAGUUUAUUGGAUGUUUUAACAAAAGGAGGACAUUCUCGAACCCUCAGAGAGCUUGAGACGCCAGUACCUGAAGGUGAAACCCAGAAUGGUAGUCUUGACAGUGCAAAAGACAUGGAGGUUACAGAAACAGACUCAGCUGGUUCUUUGGACUCUAGUACUAAUAAGGACAGACUUACAGCACUAAAGGCAGUAACAAACUUUGGAGCCCAGAUUGAGAUUUUUGAUUCUGAAGAGGCUGAAGUAUUCCAGAGAAAACUUGAUGAAACCACUAAAUUACUCAGAGAACUUCAGGAGGCUCAGAAUGAACGUCUGAGUACCAGACCUCCUCCUAAUAUGAUUUGCCUUUUGGGACCAUCUUACAGAGAAAUGCAUUUGGCUGAACAGGUGACCAACAAUCUGAAAGAACUUGCACAGCAAGUAACCCCAGGUGACAUAGUAAGCAUGUAUGGAAUCCGGAAAGCAAUGGGGAUUUCCAUUCCUUCUCCUGUCAUAGACAAUAGCUUCAUAGAUUUAACAGAAGAUCUUGAAGAACCAAAAAAAAUCAGCACCACUGAAUGUGGAGGAUCUGAUGGAAUUUAAAGUUAUAACAGUGGUAUUUGAUUAUAUAUAGUGUAUAUAUUUUUUUCAUUCUUAACUUGGAACUUUUUCAGGGCACAUUAAAUAUUUGUAAAUUGUGUUUUUAAUGAGUUAAACUUUGGAAUGAUCAAUUUUAGUGUUCCAAAGAUAGAACAUGUAUUAAAAUAAUAAAUCUGAACUUUGAAUUA
Messenger RNA from Gracilinanus agilis (Agile Gracile Mouse Opossum), 1901 nucleotides. It is a transcript of the gene BRD7, whose product is annotated as bromodomain containing 7. The transcript is spliced from 16 exons. The record is from RefSeq and is a predicted model, not a curated record. NCBI's taxonomy places the organism in Eukaryota, Metazoa, Chordata, Mammalia, Didelphimorphia, Didelphidae. Gene Ontology annotation, cellular component: nucleus. Gene Ontology annotation, biological process: regulation of transcription by RNA polymerase II. Bases 1 to 1716 code for a protein of 571 amino acids.